Molecule: messenger RNA, 1892 nt
Organism: Anopheles nili
Lineage: Eukaryota; Metazoa; Arthropoda; Insecta; Diptera; Culicidae
Product: SLIT and NTRK-like protein 4
Exons: 4
Coding region: 363-1892 (509 amino acids)
Cellular component (GO): extracellular matrix
Molecular function (GO): protein binding
Source: RefSeq, a predicted model, not a curated record
AGCAAAAUGUUUUGAUUUUCCUUACAUUGCAUCAAUGAAUACGUUUGAAGCACCCAGCUAUUAUCAACACCUUUAAAGCUAACGUAGAGAUCUAGCGAAGAGAUAAGAUAACCGUAUUUGCUUCGUGUUUGCGAAAUAGGGGCGAAGUAAAAUAUCAGUCACAGUUACCGAAAUUAUCGACACUGUACGUAUGGCAUUGGUAAUUUUCUAACAUUUCUAAAGAUUAGAUAGCAUGCUAUGGGUUAGCUAUCCAGUUGCACGAUAAAUUAAAAACGUCGAAGCUAAAGUGCAAGAGAAUUGUCCCGGCAGCAACUGGGGCAUCAAAGAAGAAGUGCAGGGGUGUAGGUGGUUGGUUCGGAACGAUGGAAACUCCUUGUAAAAUAUUGAUACUGUUAGUGCUGCUCUGGUGCGGUAUCGGUGCCAACUCAGAGGAUGUAUCAUCUUUAUGCAGCAGGUGCACCUGCUUGAUAGCGAAUCAAACGUCAGCAGUUAUGAGCUAUGACCUGCUAGACUGCUCCCGUAGCAAUCUGCAAAGCAUGAUCACAGAAUGGCCGGAACAAAUCGACACCAAUGAUCCGGAGCGUGAGAUCGUAUUUUCCUUAUCAGGAAAUAGCAUCGAAACGCUUGAGCAGCUGCCGGCCACUAAUACGACGCUGGUGUUCACUUGUAGGCAUUCUAAGGUGAAAAGUCUGGCCAAUGGGCUAUUCAUAGACUCUCCCAACGUCUUACGAGUCGAUCUAAGCUGGAACAUGCUGGACGGUGAGCAAUUAACCGCCGAGGUGUUCCGUGGUCCGUACAAUGAUCACGAAAACACUCGCGCACUGUUGCUGGACGAGCUGGACUUGCGAUCAAACGCAAUAACGUAUCUGUUGGAAAAUGCGUUUGAACAUAUCACCAGCCUGCGUCAGUUAUCUCUCGCGCGUAAUCCCCUUAAGCAAAUCACGCAGGGAACUGCCAAGGCUCUCGCUCAGCUGGUUAACAUCGAGAUUUUGGAUCUGUCGUUUGCAUCACUAACGGAUAUUGAGGCAACGGCGUUUGUCGGGAUGCAUGGUUUACGUGAACUCUACUUGCAAGGAAACCAACUAACAGAAUUACCGGAAGCUAUCUUUCAGUUGAGUGCAUUAGUAUCACUACAUGUAGGCGAAAAUCCUAUCGAAAUACUGAAUAUUCCAAGUCCGCUUGACCAGCUACAGCACCUGAACAUCAGCAGCAUGCCGUUUCUUCACACCAUUGAAGUAGAAUCUUUUCAAAAUAUAAAAUCACUGCAGACAUUAACAGGUCGUAACAAUUCGGCGCUGGAAAUUUUUGAUUUAAGUGUACUGCGUCAUGUGGCUGGUUUGCAAGAGCUCGACUUAUCGCAAUCAAACUUAAAACAUCUCAGCACACCAUUGGAAGAAGGAUUCCACGAAGAGCUACCACAACCCGAACCGAAGCCGUACGUUAAUGUCUUGGAAGUGUUGGGACUGAGAGAAAACCCCUGGCACUGCGACUGCGAUCUGCAACAGAUCCUGAAGCAGAUCAAUUACCAACGACUGUUGGAUCCUGACGAGGAGACACGAUGUGAGACGCCAUACAUGUUCUCUUCUCUGCACCUCACCGAUCUCGAUUAUAUCGAGGUGUGCGAUAGUCCCGCCAAUGAUGGACCUAAAAAUCCCGGCUACGAAAAACCCGCUUUUCUGCGCCCAAGGGCCAUUUUCCUAUCACUGCUAUCGGUGGGCGUGGUGCUCGGGUUAGGUGUCAUUAUAGGGUUAUUUAUUGUUUGUCUCAAACGCAGACUCAAAAAUAAUAGGAUUGCAUUUUCAUCUUCGGUUCGAUACACAUCGGUUCGAGAAAGCACUGCAUCCAAGGGGCUUCCAAGAGGCGCAAUAGCGAUACAAUAUGUGUAUGAAUAG